Ilyonectria robusta is the source of this 1354-nucleotide messenger RNA. RefSeq lists its product as uncharacterized. The coding region runs from base 151 to 1122 and encodes 323 amino acids. NCBI's taxonomy places the organism in Eukaryota, Fungi, Ascomycota, Sordariomycetes, Hypocreales, Nectriaceae. The transcript has a single exon. The record is from RefSeq and is a predicted model, not a curated record.
AUUCAUACCCACAGUCCGACCUGCGUCAAGUAUUCCCUGGGCAAGAAGAGACGGAAGGGCGAUCUCUGUCGGUUCAAGGCGCCAUGGAGAUUGGUCGACAAAACUGCAUUCACGCCAGACGGCGUCCUGCAGAUUCGCAGGACGCACCCCAUGGUUAAUCGGUGGAACAAGGCCAUCGCCGUGGGGCUUCGCCACAACCACGACAUCUCCUUCAUAGCGACGCAGCGGAAAACCAUGGCCCUCGUCUAUUACGUCACGAACUACGCAACCAAAGUAGAGGACCCGACGUGGAAGCGCGUCGCCGCGGCCGCAGAACUGUUGCCUGUUGUCUCAGCAGGUGGCCAGCCGGCCGCUGGGGAGGAUGCUGGAGGCGGCGCCGUCGGCGACGAAGACGGUACAAAAAACAAGACGCGACAGUUUCUGAUGAGAGUGGCGAACCGUAUAUUCACGGAGCAGCCUCUAUCGCAAGUCGAAGUCGUUGCCCAUCUUCUAGGGUACCCGAGCGAGUUCACGAACAGCAGCGCCUGGGCGUACCUGAACGUAUCCCUGCUCUACUGGCACGUCUUCCGACGGUGGCGACACCUCCGGCAAGAGAGCGGCACAGCGGUCGCGGACACUUCCGUGGACGAGUCGAUCGUCGUGGAAGAAGCAGGCCAAAGAAUCAGUUUCGCUGAGGCUUAUCACCAUCGUGGAGAUGUCCUGCGAGGUCUGUGCCUGUAUGAUUAUGUUUCGCUCGUCAUGCUCCAACGCGUUGGCAAGGACGGAAGUUCCGGUGCUUGGGGAGAGGUGCCGUUCGAGAGCAAUUGGGCGCCUGGGAAACACUGGGUGCAGGUGCUAAGAUGGCCAGGAAAGCAUGCCGUCGUCUGCCUUGACGGGUACUUGACCAAAGAUUUUGAACAAGACGACGAAGAGGAGUCGUGCCAUCGUAGGUAUGUGUGUGGCGAACGACCUAACCGAAGGGGGUUGAAGGGACUAACUCUCGUGCUGAAGAGCAGCUGUGCAGCAUCUUGCCCUGUUUGUGCCGUGGGAAACAUUCUUGGGCGAAGUACGAGACGACAUCAACGACAUAUGGGCGCGGGCACGGGCGGCGCUGUCUCCGAGAAUCUCCUGCCUCGUCGGUAAUGUACAACUGCUCCGGCGAUGCGCCGAAGACGCAAAGCGGGACGCCAGGCAAUGGGCAGCCUCAGCGGGCGACGCUGACUUCACGGCCGCACGUGCCGGCGAGGAAGGAGAAGGCGAGACUGGUGAAGAAGCCGCAUCGGUGUACCAGUCUGACAGCAUUGGUAACGCAACGCGUCUGAUUGACGUCGUGAGAGGUGCAGCAGGCACGAACCAGGUCACGGCUGGGUCGCCG